GCGGAGGGAGGCGCGCGGCGUCUCGAUCGACGGUUCCCUUUUAGGAGCUGACCGCCGUCGCGCCCGCUCGCUUCUUCGAGUCCCUCGAAUCGACCGAAGAAGCGCGCGCGCGGGGGCGAUGACGUCCGUCGCGAGCGCUCCCGCUCCCGGCGACCCCGGCACGCUCCCGCCGUGGGUCAACCGCGGUCGCGAGGACGCGCUAGACGCGCUCGACGUCCCGAACCCGAUGCUCGACCGCGUCUACGCCGCGGUCGGCGGCAACGCGACGUUCGCGGUGCACCCCCCGGUGAUGCACUUCGGAGGGUACGAGCUCGGGAAGGUGCACGCGCAGCGCUUCACGGUCACGAACGUGAGCGCCGCGAGCAAGCGCAUCGACGUGAUCGACACGAGCACGGCGUACUUCAAGACGAAGUUCAAGAAGCGCGGGCUGCUCGCGCCGGGGAUGAGCGAGACGAUCGAGGUGCAGUUUUGCGCGACCGAGCCUAGGUAUUUUUACGACUGCGUCCGCGUGCGCAACGAGGAUGAAAACAUCCUCAUGCCGAUCCACGCCUACCCGGUGAUGAACGACGUCGUGUUUCCGAAAGUGAUCGACUUUGGGUUGUGCGGCGUGAACACGGCGCACGUGCGAGAAGUGAAGCUGCGGUGUAAGGCGCGUUCUAGUAUCACACUGGCGCCGCUCGCGUUCGAGUACGAGCUCGCGCCCGAGAGCGCGUCGCCGACGUUUGACGUCGAGCCGCGGAGAGGCGUCGUCCCGGCCAACGGCGAGGUCGUCGUCCGCGUGACGUUCCGCCCGACGACGCGGACGACGAGCGUGAUGAACCUGAGGGUGGACCUGUCGCAGUUUAACUUCGAGCCGUUCGUGUGCGUCGUCCGCGGGACCGGGUUCCCGUCGGUGACGAGAGACGAAGGGCUGGCGGAGACGUUCGGCUUCGGCGCGUCCCAUACACUGGUUUCCAUACGACCGCGUCGGCGUGGUGAACGCCGAUCCUUAAGGACUUUGCGCGGCAUCUCUCUCCGCCCAGGGUCCCUCGCUUUCAAUCCCGACACACCUCGCCGCCUUUCAACUCCACCCCUGACGCCUUUCAACUCCACCCCGACGUCGCUUCGUAUGGAACGCACCUUAGGCGACGACGCGUCGCUCUACGACGCCACCGGACGACCCACCCGCACCACCCGCGCGCUGGUCGGCGGCGAGACGACGACGUCGAUGAAAUCCCGCCACUCACACCUGUACGGCCGCACGACGCGGACGUUCGACGGCGGCGCGAUCGCGGACGGCGACCUGUCGUUCCCCCCGGGCGGGUCCCCGUUCGGGCCUCGAGGCGCGGGCGGCGCGGCGACGGCGUCGAAGAGCCGAAGCGCCACCGUCGCCGCGCUCACCGCGUCGUACAACGCCGACACCGGUGUCGAUCGCAUCAUGGGCGGCGGCGGGCGGAACAUGACCGAGAUCGAGUUCGCGAUGGCGCCUCGCACCGGCGGCGGCGCGGGCGGCGGCGACGCGUACACGGAGUACGUGAAGGUGACUCGCGCGCGAGAGGCGGAGGCGCGUCGAGAGGCUCAGAUGCGGCGACUGAUGGCGGGGCAACGCGACGCCGACGGAGGGUUGAUGCGGACGUCGCCGACGAAGCUGAUGCCGCUGCCGCAUCGCGCGGUCGCGGCGCGGGAGAACGCGGAGAACGAACGGCUGGACCGGGAGUGGACCGAGCCGAAGCCGAGCGCGCCGCCGCCGGGGCGCGGCGGCGGCGGCGGCGGCGCGGACGGCGCGGUCGGACCGCGCGCGCGGCGACUCGCGAGGACGCUUCGAGCGGAGGAUAAGAAGCGGACGGGGCGCGAUUUCGUGGGCGACGAGUACGAGGAGGAACACGGCGAGCUCGAGUUCGACGGUCUGGUCCUCCCGAGACGUCUGAACGGCCACGGCGCGGUGCAGCACGUGUUAUCCCAGCGCAGAGGACGGCUGCGCGCGAAGGAUCUACGCGCCGCCGUCGCGGACAAGCGCCAUCGCGACGAACUCGCGGAGCGCGAGAUCGAAGAGAUCGAACGCGAAGCCUCCGACGCGACGCUAGGAAGAGUCGCGGAGGCGAUGGACGCGCUCCCCGGCGGCGGCGCGCACGGCGCGCUCGCGGCGUUGGACGACCCGACGGUGGACGAUAGGGUAAAGGAGAUUCUCUUCGAGCGGGAAUUCGCGCGCGUGCGCGAGUUUGAACGAGUGAAGGAGGUCAAGACGUGCGUCGCGGUGGGCGACGACGUCCUCGACGAGAUGGAGAGGCGCGACGCGAUUCGGAGGUGCGACGACGCGGAGAACGCGCGGCGGACGAUGCUCGCGAACGAAGCGCUCGCGGAGAUGUCGGACGGUCGGACGCCGUGGCCGAAAGCGGCGGCGCUCGGGCGCGGCGCGUCGUACGUCGUCGAGGAGGAGCGCGCGGACGCGGACGCGGACGCGGACGCGGAAUCCGAACCGACGGAUCCUGAAGGCGAACCGUCGACGUCGACGCCAACGUCCGCUGCGACGAGGACGCCAAAGUACGACGAGACGACGAACGAUUCGUGGAGGAUGCGCGCGGGGAUCGCGCGAAGGUUUAUCCAAGCCGUCCGCCGCGUCGUGUUUCAAAACCGCGCGGCGAAGCGCCUCGCGGGGAUUCGAAAGCUCAUCGCCGCGUUCGGGGAUAAAGCGCGCGCGGCCGCGUUCGUCGCGCACGAGUUUCUCGCCGGCGCCGGCGGCGGCCCGAAGCCGGACCCGGACGUCGUCGCGGUCGCGAAGAUGUCGAGACUGAAGGUUUACGACGCGUCGUUCCCGACGUAUCGCGCGUCGAACUUUCGAACGCGCGCGCCCGUGGACAUCGCGGACGGCACCGGGAUCAAACCGUGGGAAGACGUCGAGCUCAUGCCGUUGCGUGCCCCGCUGGAGUGGAAGGUGAAGAAGCAGUACAACACGUUUGACGACGCCGCGGGGAAGUUUCCCGCGCUGUUCGACCACCAGGACGUCGCGCCCGUCGACGGCGUCGCCGUCGUCCGGGGCGCGGAGGAGGAGGAGUCCGCGCCGCAGCCGAGGCUGGCGCUCGACCCCGACGGCGACGGCGCGCCGCCCGCGCUUCCCGGCUCUUCCGCCGCCGCCGAAUACGCCGACGACGCCGAUGCAGACUCCAUCGCGCCGCUCGCGCCGCCGAUCGAGCCGAUCGCGGACGCGCGGGUCUACCCCGAGGACUCCGACGUGCUCGCGGCGCGCGUCGCGUGCGCGGGCGAGGACCCACUCGACUCCGCGGUUCGACCGGCGACGUACGCGCACGCCGACUCGCUCACGCGCGAGACCCCCGCGGUGAACGCGCUCGCCGCGCUGCGGGCGGUACCGACGCUGUCGGACGUGUGGCGGCCGCGACGGGACGCGUGGCGACCGCCCCUUGUGCCGCCGGCGUUGAUGGAGGCGCCGGCGGCGGAGGACAUGAUGGAAGACGCGCUCGCCGAGGGGACGGGGGGGCAUUUCGGCGGCGUGGAGAUACCGCUGGUGGCGCCCGACGGGUUGCCGACCCCGGCGCGCGUCGCGAAGGAGUUUUAUUUGCCGAGGGCGGAGGAGGAGAGGGAACGCGCGGCGGCGAGGGCGGCGGAGGGCGGCGGCGGCGGGGAGGAAGAAGCGUCCGCCGCCGCCGACGACGACGACGACGACGACGACGACGCGCCGCCGCUGAUGCCGCGCUUAGCGAAAGAGAAAGAGCUCGAGGAGGAGACGAAGAAGCGACGGAGGGAGCUCAUGUCUCGAAUGCGCGAGCGCGCGAUCGAGGAGAACGCGCGCAUCAUAGACCCGAAGCUUCGUUGGGAGUUGUAA
Micromonas pusilla CCMP1545 is the source of this 3817-nucleotide messenger RNA. RefSeq lists its product as uncharacterized. NCBI's taxonomy places the organism in Eukaryota, Viridiplantae, Chlorophyta, Mamiellophyceae, Mamiellales, Mamiellaceae. The transcript is spliced from 3 exons. The record is from RefSeq and is a predicted model, not a curated record. Gene Ontology annotation, cellular component: 9+2 motile cilium. Gene Ontology annotation, biological process: cilium movement; motile cilium assembly. Bases 119 to 3817 code for a protein of 1232 amino acids.